This is a messenger RNA of Chrysemys picta bellii (western painted turtle), 2069 nucleotides long. RefSeq names its product RIC8 guanine nucleotide exchange factor B (gene RIC8B). Gene Ontology annotation, cellular component: plasma membrane; cytoplasm. Gene Ontology annotation, molecular function: guanyl-nucleotide exchange factor activity; G-protein alpha-subunit binding. NCBI's taxonomy places the organism in Eukaryota, Metazoa, Chordata, Testudines, Emydidae. The record is from RefSeq and is a predicted model, not a curated record. Gene Ontology annotation, biological process: G protein-coupled receptor signaling pathway.
GCCGUUGGUUUCCAGGGCAAACGUGGCGUCACUGGCGGUGAAGGGUGGAAGGUCGGGGAGCAGCUGGGUGGGUGUUGGCUGCCGCUGGCGGAGGAGCUGCGGCUGUGGUGCCCGCGGCUCGGGAGCGCCCCGCAGGCAUGGAGUUGGAGACGGCGUUGGAGGCCGUGAGGGGGCGCGGCGGGGCCGAGGGCCUCGAGCGGGUCCUGGGCCGGUACAACGAGAAGAAUAGGGCCACUUUCAAAUUUGAUCCUGCAGAUGAGGAGAAAAGAAAGAAACUAUGUGAAGGAAUCUUAAACAUCCUCGAAAAAGACAUAAAAACAUCAUAUCAAGUUGCCUGUCUCGAAGCCCUUCGGAUUCUCUCCAGAGAUAAGAAGGUUUUAGUGCCUGUGACAACAAAGGAAAACAUGCAGAUCCUGAUGAGGCUGGCAAAGCUAGACAUGACAGAAGAUUCUUUGGAGGAUGUGUCCAAUUUCCCUGUUAUAGUGGAAGCUUUAAAAUGCCUCUGUAACAUAGUUUUUAAUAGUGCCAUUGCACAAAAACUCAGUUUGGAACUGAACCUUGCAGCUAUGCUUUGCAAUCUACUGAAAAAAUGCAAGGACCAACAGUUUGUUGAUGACAUUAAAUGUUUUGAUUUGCGCCUUCUCUUCCUCCUGUCACUUCUGCACACAGAUAUUAGGUCACAGUUGCAUCAUGAGCUACAAGGGUUGCAGGUUUUGACUCAAGCCUUGGAAAGUUCAUUUAGCAUAAGAUGGACAGACAAGUACAAAGCUGCUGAAGAGCAUGAUGGAUCUCCUUUAUCGCUGCAAGAAACGGAUUGUGCCAUUGAGGCACUCAAAGCUCUCUUUAAUGUGACACUCGACAGUUGGAAUGUCCACAGUGAGAAUGAAUCUCAUCAAUUUCGUUAUAUGGCUGCCAUCCUUCGCCACUGCUUAUUAACCGUGGGCCCUACUGAAGACAAAACUGAAGAAUUGCACAGUAAUGCAAUCAACCUUUUAAGCAAUAUUCCAGUUUCUUGUUUGGAUGUUCUCAUUAGUCCAUCAACCCAAGAAGAAACAGUUUUGAAAUAUAAUGGUAUGAAUAUGGAUGCCAUUCAAGUGUUGCUGGAUUUCAUGGAGAAAAGAAUAGACAAGGGAAGCAGCUACAGAGAGGGUCUGACUCCAGUUCUCAGUUUACUAACAGAAUGUUGCCGAGCUCAUCGGAACAUCAGGAAGUUUAUCAAAGCUCAGGUAUUGCCCCCAUUAAGAGAUGUAUCAAAUCGUCCUGAAGUUGGCACAACAGUGAGAAACAAACUUGUGCGCCUUAUGACACAUGUCGACCUUGGAGUAAAGCAAAUUGCAGCAGAAUUCCUUUUUGUCCUUUGUAAGGAGAGAGUUGACAACUUGUUGAAGUAUACAGGCUAUGGUAAUGCAGCAGGACUGCUGGCAGCAAGGGGCCUGUUAGCAGGAGGAAGGGGAGAUCAUUGGUACUCCGAUGAUGAAGAUACAGACACUGAAGAAUAUAAAUCGGCAAAGCCAAACAUUAAUCUUAUCACUGGUCAUGUAGAGGAGCCAAUGCCCAACCCUAUGGAUGAAAUGACAGAAGAACAAAAAGAAUAUGAAGCCAUGAAACUUGUCAACAUGUUUGAUAAACUUUCCAGGUUAUGGCUGUCUUUGGGGACAACAAACAAGUUUCAAGGGAUUCCCUUUCAAAUCUGAGGGAUGAGGUUAUAAAACCAAUGGGAGUUCGACCGGAUGGCACGAUGACUCCUUUGGAAGAGACAAUCUGCCAGUACCAAACCAAUGAGCAAGACAGUUCAGAUUCAGACUAAAGCAUCACCUGCUUCACUGUCAAUAUCUCCUUUAAUCAGCAUCUUCCUUCAGAGCCGCGACAUCUUUUAUCUACACAUUCUACCCUCUCAUUAGCCAGCAUCACUUUAAGUCUUAUUAUUGGGAUAUUUGAAUGAUGGAUCUUGUGGUGUAAUCUCUGCAUUUUUAUUAAUCCAUUUAUAUAGGAACAAAUGAUCAGUUUAUUAAUUGUAAAGCAAAUUGUAUUUCAGUGAGAUGAAAAUAAAAGAUUGCAAUGCAAAAAAA